GUUCACGAAUCGGCGUCGUGCGUACAACGCACGUCAACCGAAAGCGGACUCUUUUCCGUUUCAACUUCCUCCUAAACCCAACCAAAUCUCCCUCCUUUUUCUGGCUGAAACCCCAAGCCAUGGCGGAUCCGUCCCUCCUCGAUCCCAAUCCCUCCUCGAUCCAUGCCUCUAAUGGGCCAUUAUUCGAUCCCGACCUCUCUCUCGACGAUCUUCCCCUCCCCGCCGACUUGGAGGCCGAUUUCCUUUUCGACGACUUCGACAUCAGCAUCGAUUUCCCCAUCGAGGAUCUGCUCCAGUCGCCGGAGGACCAGCCGUUCCCUCCUUCCAGCGAUGGAUCCCCGGGACCCAAUGCCAACGACGGAUCCGGCUUCUCCUCCUCCUAUCCCCAUCAAAGCUCCGAUCUUUCCCGGAAUAGUGGCCCCUCCUCCCCCGAUUCCGGCAACUCUUCCGGUGUCACCAGUCAGGAGGCGAAGUUGGAGGAAGAGAAGAGCGGGUGGAACCUCAAGAGGAAGACGGACAGAGAGGACGGAUGCGCUCACACUAAUUCUAACCCUAACCCUAGGAGCAGCAAGUAUCGGCGGUCUGAGGAGGGGAACUCCGCGGGUGUUUUUAAUGCGGGGAGUGAGGAGGAGGAUGAGAAGAGGAAGGCGAGGCUGAUGAGGAAUCGGGAGAGCGCCCAGCUAUCGAGGCUGCGGAAGAAGCAUUACGUUGAGGAGCUGGAGGAAAAGGUAAAGUCCAUGCACUCCACGAUCCAUGAAUUGAACACCAAGAUCUCGUACAUCAUGGCAGAGAAUGCGAGCUUACGGCAACAAUUGGGUGGAAGCGGCGGGAAUUGCGCUCCGCCGGGUGUUUACCCUCCUCCACAGAUAGUGCCCAUGCACUUCCCGUGGAUCCCAGGGUAUUCCCUGAGGCCCCAAGGGUCUCAGGUUCCUUUGGUUCCUAUACCUAAACUAAAGCCCCAGCAGCCCACCUCAGCUCCGAGGGCCAAGAAAUCUGAGAGCAAGAAGAACGAGAGCAAGACCAAGAAGGUUGCGAGCGUGAGCCUUUUGGGGCUGUUGUUGGCUAUGCUGUUUUUCAGAAGUGUAGUUCCAGGAGUAAAUCUUGGGUUUGUAGGGCGUAGAGAUGAAGUAUCUGGUGGAUUAGCUGCCGUGAAAGGUGGGAUCUUUGGACAAUCUAAAGGUAGAAUUUUGAGUGUCAGUGGCCAUGGUAGGGGUCUGAAUAGCACUGAUGAAAUUGGAUUACAUGAUGGAAAAAUGAGUUUUGGUGAAGGAGGCAUUGGUAGGUGCGCUGGUAGGAGAUGCGAGACUGGAGCGGAUGGGUCUGUCUUCAAAGUGAAACUGAACUUGAGCGAGACUCUUCCUGCAUUGCUGUAUGUUCCAAGAAAUGGAAAGCAUGUGAAGAUUAAUGGAAAUUUGAUAAUCCAUUCUGUUCUUGCUAGUGAGAAGGCCAUGGCACAAACAAAAUCUAUAGACCAGGCGAAGCAAUCAUCAGCUAAAGAAGGUAAAGAGACAGGUCCGGCUAUCCCUAAUAAUGUGGCUUCGGUUUUGGCCCUUCCUAAAAGUGGAAGGGAGGUGGAUCGACAUUCUAACUCAUAUAGGAGCUCAGCUGAGCAUCAGAGAGCACUUGCUUCUGAUUCCGAAGAUCUAUUUGGGGACAAUUCAAAGUCAAUUCCAGUUGAUGGGCCUUUGCAACAAUGGUUCCGUGAAGGAAUUGCAGGUCCAAUUCUAAGUUCUGGCAUGUGCACUGAAGUAUUCCAGUUCGAUGUCUCACCAGCCUCUGCUCCAGGUGGCAUCAUUCCUGCCACAAAAAUUGUUAAUACUUCUGUUGCUAAUGCUACCGAGAAGCUUCCUCCAUCUGCUUAUCCAAGGAAGAUGAAGAAUAGGAGGGUAAUGUAUCCUGAGCCAAUUCCACUCCCUGGAACUACUCUCAAUGAUACAGAACGUUUUGCGGAGCCUUCUGAAAGCAGCAACUUGCAUGAUAACAAAUAUGUUACUUCGAUGGUGGUCUCUGUGCUGGCUGAUCCUAGGGAGGCUGGUGAUGGGGAUGGCGAUGCCAAGAUCUCACCAAAGUCUCUUUCUCGAAUCUUUGUUGUUGUGCUUCUGGAUAGUGUCAAGUAUGUUACUUACUCCUGUGUUCUCCCAUUCAAAAGUAGCGGCCCCCAUCUUGUGAACUAACUGUUACGGACGAAGUUUUAGCUGGAUUAUAUGAAACUUUUGUUGGGCAUCUGAAUACGGUCAGUUUAGUAUGGUUAAUGUCUGACGGGUUGGCUUAUCCCUAGAGCUAAUACAUGUACUUGUCUCAUCUAAAACAUAGAUAUGAUGAUAGCGUUUCAUGAUGCAGGGAGACGAAUAAAUGCUAGAAGUCACCUGAUUAAAUCUUUUGAAAA
Molecule: messenger RNA, 2386 nt
Organism: Elaeis guineensis (African oil palm)
Lineage: Eukaryota; Viridiplantae; Streptophyta; Magnoliopsida; Arecales; Arecaceae
Product: bZIP transcription factor 39
Biological process (GO): regulation of DNA-templated transcription
Cellular component (GO): endoplasmic reticulum membrane; nucleus
Molecular function (GO): DNA-binding transcription factor activity
Source: RefSeq, a predicted model, not a curated record